AUUUUAUCACGAUGUAUCCGAUGUAUGUUCUCACCAGCUCCUCUCAGCUGGGUUAUCAAACGAAGACAAAAAUUCACCCAGCAUUUCAUAGAACAAUAAAUAAAAGUAUUGUCUGAAUCACGUCUGAAUAAACAGAAUAAAGGAGCAAUAAUAACAAAUAGAUUGUAAAAGACAAACAAAUGCUACACCAAAGGGAGGAUUAUUCCAAUAAUAAUAACAGUACGACCAAACGCGUUGAUGAACGUUUGAACUUUGUUCGAAAUCAGUCAGUUUGCCGAAACCUCGAGUGUAUAUUGUUAUUGAGAAAUGAACAAUAUUAAUAGUGCCAUACUAUAAGUCAAGAGUGAUGAAAAUUUUAAAAAUGACGCAAUAUAAAUUUCGUGCGCGUAAUGAUAUUUUUUAGAAUAUCAACCAUGUCAAUGGGACUGAAUGGACGCGAGCAAGAGUUUCAUCGAGUUUUCUCCCUGUCAACUCGUUUAAGGAAAUCUUAGAUACUACGAGCAUAUGGUUUUACAGGUUGACGAAGUCGUUCGCGGGAACGGAAACGUACCCAGCCUACUGACAGCAAGGUCUUACAAUUUUGGAAGAUAUGAGUUUCAAAAAAUCCACCGCUCUCAUGUGGAUUCUGUACAUGUUGACGUUUGUUACGCUGUGCUAUGGCGUGCGACAACAACCGACAGAAAACCACAGUACGGGUCUUGUUCCGGAGCAGGAUGACUCGCUCUUACUUUUUUCUACUCUUGGUGGAUCGUUGAUCGGAGUUGAACAGCGUACUGGAAUUAUUCGCUGGCGCCAAGACAAUGAACCUGUAGUUAAAGUUCCAUACAACAUCGGACAAACCACCGUGCCCAUGUUUUUGCCGGAUCCGAAGGAUGGAUCGCUCUAUUUGUUUGGUGCUGGGUUCGAAGUUUUGAAAAAACUGCCAUUCACGAUACCGCAAUUGGUCGCGAGUAGUCCUUGUCGUAGCAGCGAUGGUAUUCUAUAUACGGGGCGGAAAAUCGAUACGUGGUUCAGCAUUGAUCCUCUUACGGGGGAUAAGGAACAUCUCAUGGGUUUCGAUCAGGUUGAAAAUACAUGCCCCCUCGAGAUUCAAGAUGCGAUUUACGUCGGUCGGACCGAAUAUAACAUUAUAAUGAUUGACACGAAGAACAAGGAUAGAAAGUGGAACGUAACGUUCUAUGACUAUUCUGCAACAAAAAGGGAAACCGAGGGAGUUGAUAAUUAUGAUCUAGUACACUUUACGACGAGCUCAACGGGGCGAGUCGUAACACUUGAUGGGAGGCUGGGAAUUGCACUAUGGGAAUUGGAUUUAGGGAGCCCCGUAAUUGGAGCUUACACCUUCAGCAAAGAUGGCUUGGUAACUGUCCCAUUCACGAGUGUCGCCGAGGGUACUUUGACCAAUCUCCUGCAAACGUUCAGCCUCGAAAGAAGUGACGUCAAGUUAUUCCCUACGCUCUACAUUGGCGAGCAUCGACAUGGGUUGUACGCACUCCCAUCGUUGGUCGAUUAUUCGAUACCAACGAUCUCGAGUAACGCAGGGCAUAUGAUGCUGGAAGGGCCUCAUACGAUUCCGGACGUAUACAAAAAUGAAGAUACGAUCCCGGCUCCCGGUGAUAACGUGAAAGUGACUCGGAUCGAGAACCUUGGAGAUGAUUACCAGAGUGUUCUCGAUGAUAAAAAAUUUAUAAUGCUGGGUCAUUACAAAGUUCCUGCAGAGUACAAGCCUCAUAAUCAACAACUGCAAAUAACUGGACGUUCCGAUCCUAUUAUACGAACUAAUCCACCGGCAUUGAACGCAACUGGUAAAUUGGUAGUUCCAGUUAAGGUAGAUGAAAACACCAAUGGCACGCGCGAUAACAAAGGAUGGCGAAAGGCAAUCGCCAUGUCCUACAACGCGAGCAAACUUUGGCUUAAUCAACAGGAAAGCAAAGGACUCAAAUUGCUUAUUUUAAUCCUGUUUGGAUGUAUAAUAGCGAUGUGCUGGUACGUUGCUGCCAUGAACAAGGAAGUUCAACAAUUGUCGCAGCACUUUGAUCAGGGUUCGAGAGAAAAUAGCCGUACAAACAGCAGCGGACGUAAUGACAACUUGGCAGUUGUUGAAGAUAUAUGCGAAGGUACGGUGAGGGUGGGAAAAAUUAUUAUCAAUACGACAGAAGUUUUAGGAAAAGGAUGCGAAGGAACUUUCGUCUACAAAGGUCAAUUCGACGGGAGAUCCGUCGCGGUGAAGAGAUUACUGCCAGAUUGUUUCACUUUUGCCGAUCGCGAAGUGGCUCUUUUACGGGAAUCGGAUGCACACGCAAAUGUUGUGCGGUAUUUUUGUACCGAGCAGGAUAGAAUGUUUCGUUACAUCGCCCUCGAGUUGGCACAAGCAACGCUUCACGAUUACGUCGCUGGCACUUAUACUAACGACGCAAUAUCGACCAAAAGUAUUUUGCUCCAGGCAACUUCGGGUCUUGCUCAUUUACACUCACUGGAUAUUGUUCACCGAGAUAUCAAACCUCACAAUGUUUUAUUAUCGGUAACUGGACAGAGGGGUGAAGUCAGAGCGAUGAUAUCAGACUUUGGACUAUGCAAAAAGCUUCAGUUGGGUCGUAUGUCAUUUUCUCGAAGAUCCGGUAUUACUGGAACUGAUGGUUGGAUCGCACCGGAGAUUUUGAACGGCGAGAGAACGACGUGUGCCGUUGACAUAUUCUCUCUUGGCUGCGUAUUUUAUUACGUACUGUCCAGAGGAAAGCAUCCCUUCGGAGAUCCGCUGAGAAGACAAGCCAACAUUUUAUGUGGCGAAAGUAAUCUGCUUUCUCUACAGAGCGUUACCGAAAGUGAUAAACAAUCAGCUCUGAUAUUGAUAAGAGCUAUGAUCGCAAGUGAUCCAACUUCGAGACCAUCCGCUCUUGUCGUUCAAAAUUAUCCAUUCUUCUGGAAAGCAGCGCAUAUUCUAGGUUUUUUUCAGGAUGUUAGUGAUCGGGUUGAAAAGGACGAACCAAGCAGCCCUGCUUUAUUGGCAUUGGAGAGUGGAGGCAGUCGUGUUGUGAAGCGCGAUUGGAGAAUACACAUCGAUCAAGAAGUUGCGAGUGAUCUCCGAAGAUACAGGAGCUACCGGGGAGAGAGCGUGAGAGAUUUGCUUAGAGCGCUCAGAAAUAAGAAACAUCAUUACAGAGAAUUGACUAAAGAAGCCCAAGCGAGUUUAGGGGAGAUACCGGUGGCUUUUACCGAAUAUUGGCUCUCAAGAUUUCCCUUGUUGCUCUCGCAUACGUGGUGCUGCAUGCAGAAAUUCCGAAGCGAGCCAACUUUUCGAGAGUACUACAGUCGUGAUUUUUUAUUCAAUCACGAGUACAACGUUCAGGAAGACAGCGACGAAGCAGGUCCGAGUUUCGUCCUCCACAAUUCUGCGACAGGUUCAACACCGGCUUGGAGGGUUCGGGGCGACGGUGUUGAUUGGAGUCCAAACAGGGCGAGGAUUCGUGGUGCCCGAAGAAAGCAGGAUCGAAGAAAGGUCGAAGAACCGGUUGUUUGGUCAUUGCCUCCAGCGAGUUAGGCAAAUUAAGAUAUUUUGGACGAAGCAAUCUUUUAUCCCGCCGAACGGUUUCUCGAUAAAUGUUACACACCGUGGAUACGAAAACAAGAAAUCAUUGUAAAACCGGAUGUUUAGUCCCCAGAUCACAACUUUCCGGAGCGGUUUCGUGGACCAGUUUUAUUUCUUCUAAUAAUCGUGAGCUUGUGUGCGCAUUCGAGUGUUUGUGAAAAAGUGUCAAGUUUCACAGUGAUUUGUGAUAUUUUUAUCUCAGAGUAAUGACGAAGAAUCAAAGUCGAACGUUUGGAUAAAUAUGUUCGUUUUUCAACAGAAACUUGCAGCUAGGCCGACGAAUCUGUACAACAUUAUAAUAUUUUUUCAAUUAUCGUCAAGACCACACAUUUUUCAUAGUACUUACAAUCAACAUUACGGACGUAGCAAUACGUCUCAAACAUACAAUAAUAUUCAAAGGCACAAAACUACCAAGGAGUAUAGACGAAACUCGGAGGCACGCGUAGCAUUUUUUUCAUGCAACAGUGUAAAAUUUAUAUAUAUUUUAUGGACGAUGUUAUCUUAAGACUAUAUAUAUUUGAGAAUAGAGAUUUAUUUAUAUAUAUAUAUAUUGUAAACUUUAUAUAUUAACUCUUAUGGGCAAGUUGUAAAUAAUAGUGUGGUGUACAUUAAUCUCAAUAUUUCACAAGCGAUACUAUCAACGGGCUAUUACAGGCUCGUGGCUCUCCGUAAUUCGUAUGAAUAAUGAAGAGCAAAAUUCACUUGAUUUCCAAAGUAUCCAAAAAUCAAAUGUGGACGUUGAAUCAUUUCCACAAAAGUAUUUUAAUGACUAAAAAAUCGAGUUUUCUCCCGAAAAAGUUCAUGUUUUUUCGCGAUUCUCGUGUGUAGAAGAUCUGUUGAUUGUGAAAUAUUGAAGUUUAAAAAAAAAAUUUCUAAUUAUAUUGUGAAGAAACAAUGGGAAGCACUUUGCUAAUUUGAACAGAUAUAUGGCAAAGUUGAA
Messenger RNA from Venturia canescens, 4523 nucleotides. It is a transcript of the gene Ire1, whose product is annotated as serine/threonine-protein kinase/endoribonuclease Ire1. Bases 590 to 3535 code for a protein of 981 amino acids. Gene Ontology annotation, biological process: IRE1-mediated unfolded protein response; intrinsic apoptotic signaling pathway in response to endoplasmic reticulum stress; protein phosphorylation. Gene Ontology annotation, cellular component: IRE1-TRAF2-ASK1 complex. Gene Ontology annotation, molecular function: ATP binding; protein serine/threonine kinase activity; RNA endonuclease activity. The transcript has 12 exons. NCBI's taxonomy places the organism in Eukaryota, Metazoa, Arthropoda, Insecta, Hymenoptera, Ichneumonidae. The record is from RefSeq and is a predicted model, not a curated record.